AUGGACUUCGACGACUGGUCCGAUCUCAGCGACCUCACCAGCUCGGACGAGGAGGAAUACAAACCUAAAGGGAAGGCGAAGACCUCGAAGAAACAGGAAUAUGUUGUACACGGCGCGCUGCGCCCGCCGCGGACCGUUCAGUACACCGCCAAGUCUCUUUAUGAUCAGAUCAUGGACGGCUCGAUCGACUUGGAUCCAGAGUACCAACGAGACGUAGUAUGGACUGAAAACAAACAAUCCGGACUCAUCGACUCCAUUCUUCGCAAUUACUACAUUCCCCCCAUCAUCUUCGCCGUCACGUCUUCGGGGGAUGGUACGGAGUCGCGAGUCUGCAUCGACGGGAAACAACGCUUAACCUCCAUACAGAGAUUGACCGGCACGAAACGUUGGUACAAGCAGAUCGGGAGAACGAAGCGCAUGUUGUUGCCCAAGCAAUAUAUCACCAAGUUCGCCAAUAAGCAGAUUGUAUGCGUUGAAUACGACGGGCUCGAUGGGGAUCAAGAGCGGGAGAUCUUCCAGCGGGUCCAACUCGGCGUUGCAUUGACCCCCGCCGAACGGAUGCAAGCCAUCACAGGUCCAUGGGCCUCGUUCGCCCGAGAACUCCAGAACCAGAUCCGCCAGCCCGCCCCGGACGGGUUCGGCGACUCCCUGAAGUGGAGUAGCGAGCGUGGCCGAGACUUCCAAUGCAUCUGCACCGUGCUCUCCCUCGCGGAAAGUUGGCCGGCCCAGGGCAAAGUCGACUCCUCGAACCUCGAGAAGCUGCUGGAGCGGCGCACGGACCCGCCCGCCAAGCUCCGGGCGGAGGUCACGGACUCGUUCAAGAUCUUUUCUGCGAUCGUCGCCGACAAGAAGUUUGCCUCGGCGUUUAAGAAGCGACUCUCGCCCGUCGAGUUUACGAUGACCGUGAUCCUCAUCUACGUCCACCGCAAGAAGCUGUCGAUCACUCAGCUCGCAUCGGCGAUCGACAGCAUGCGGAAGGACGUCUGGUCCAAGUACGAGAGGUUUGUACGGCAGAACCAGAUGAUUGUGAAGCAUAUGUCUACCUUCAUCAAGAAGAUUCAGGACAUCGAGCUGCGCAGCGACGGCCAAGGCGAUACGCCCGCCGCUAAGCGUCCUACGAAUGCGAAUGCGGUUGCUAGUACCAAACGCAGGCGGGUGACCCUGGAGUCCGAAGAUGAAGAAGAGGAAGUUGUGAAGCCCCUCAAAGAGCCUCCACCUGCCAAGAACACCACCAAAGCUAUACCCAAAGCCCGGAAAUCUGUCAAGGAAGCUUCGACUAGCGCGAGCACAUCCAGGGUAACAAUCGUGCCGAAGGCUGAGCGUGUUUCUCCCAAGAUUCCACCUGAACCCAAGGCCUCAAAACCCCAAAGGGCUGUCCGGACAGGUGGGCCACCUGUGAAGGCUCCACCAGCUUCCGCUCCGCCAACUCCCGGCCCCUCUCACUCCGCUCCUGUCGACGAGCCCAUGGACCUAUCGACUCCGGUAGAGGAGCAGCCACCGGGCCUCCAGCAGUGGGCCAGCACCGUACCCACCGCGCAACCUCCGCCGAUUCAGACCAAGAUCGAGGACAUCAAGCGGAACGCCGAUUUACCUACGCCGAGCCCCUCCCUGACGCCACAGCCAGGAGACAGGUCCAUUUUACCUCCAAGUUUAACCCGGUUAGCUGAUCCUGCGAGGCCUCCUGCCUCGUCUUCUGCGCUCAACUCUCCUAACACGACGACGGACCCAAGACGCCGCCCGCCGGGACACAACGGACCGCCGCAAUCGUCCCCGAGCAUACCCCCGCCUCAAUCUGCCUCCGCUCCUCCCGUGGUCGUUAAACAGGAGCCGAUGUCCGAAGCCGACAUGCAAGCCCGUCUGAACAACAUACUGAUGGGCGCGAAUCUGUGGACGCAAGCUUACCAAGCUUCCCAAGGCAUAUUCCCCGGCACCCCAGUAAGCUAUGGGCAUAAUGUCCAGACAACGCAGCCAACCCCGCAUCUGCAGAACACUCCCGGCAUGUUCCCAGGUUUCUCUGCCAUGAACCUCAACACCCCCCCGACACAGGGCAUGUAUCCACAACAAGGUCCACCUCAACCUGGCAUGUUCGCCACUCAAGGGCCGCCUCCACCCGGCAUGCGUCAACCUCAACGACCGCUACCGGGGCCACCACCGAACCAACCUCCAUCCACGCCGUCGCGCAUCCGGCCGACCUGGGGACCAGGUGCUCAGGCACCUCCCCCUGUACAUCCGCCAGCACCAGCACCAGCACCAGCACCAGUGCCCCCGGACCCGCACCCCCAGGGUCCGGCAGCCCCCACACCCGGGUCGGCCCCGCCGUUCUCGCCGUCUGCAGCGCAACACCCACCUGCGUCCGCGUCCGCGUCCUCGACCCGGACCGCAUUCACGGAUCGUGACCGGGACGUGUCGAUGCCGUACGACGGGCCCGAUCGGUACGGCGACGACAGGCGGCGCGAGCCCCGACGCGAUUACAGCGCUGGCAGCCGCGGAUACGACCCGCCGCGGGCGCCCAGGAUGAGCAGCAGCACCUCCCGAGAGCGGGAUUUGGACAGGGACUGGCACCGCCGGAGCAGCUACGGCAACCGCGACUACGACCGCGAUUAUGACCGGGACAGGGACCGCGACUACGACCGAGAUCGGGACCGCGACUACGAGCGCGGCCGCGGCCGCGGACAAGGGUAUAGUGGCUCCAGAGACCGAGGGCGUGACUGGAGGCGAUGA
Punctularia strigosozonata HHB-11173 SS5 is the source of this 2721-nucleotide messenger RNA. RefSeq lists its product as uncharacterized. The transcript has 7 exons. The coding region runs from base 1 to 2721 and encodes 906 amino acids. The record is from RefSeq and is a predicted model, not a curated record. NCBI's taxonomy places the organism in Eukaryota, Fungi, Basidiomycota, Agaricomycetes, Corticiales, Punctulariaceae.